Anoplophora glabripennis (Asian longhorned beetle) is the source of this 1299-nucleotide messenger RNA. Its product is annotated as protein draper-like. Lineage: Eukaryota; Metazoa; Arthropoda; Insecta; Coleoptera; Cerambycidae. Bases 48 to 782 code for a protein of 244 amino acids. The transcript is spliced from 4 exons. The record is from RefSeq and is a predicted model, not a curated record.
UAUUUCUAUUUACAGUAUGUCCUGAAGGAUAUUAUGGUGACCAUUGUAUGGCACCAUGCGAAUGUAAGAAUGAUAAUUUCUUUUGUCAUCCAGUAGAAGGAUGUAUAUGUAAACAUGGAUUUACCGGAGAAAACUGUGAGGAAUCUAAUAUAUUGAGCAGGAUACAUGAGCCAAUUAAUCAUGGAGGUGACUAUGGUGUUGUAGUUGCCGUAAUUAUGGUUUCAAUAAUAUUUUUAACUAUAGUAUUGCUACUUAUCUUUUACUAUAGACGUCGUGUAGCCAAUUUAAAGACAGAAAUAGCACAUGUGCAAUAUAUUGCUGAUCCAUCAGGAUUUUCACCGGAUCGUAAUCAUUUUGAUAAUCCAGUAUAUUCAUAUCAGGAUGGUACUAAAAAAGAUAGUGAACAGUUAUUGAAUAAUUCUGCAAAAAUACAUAAUAAUUUACAUAAACCAUUGAAUAUAAAUUUAGAAAGAGCUCGACUUGGUAUAGGAUGUUGUACUGAUGAAGAAGAGUUAGCCAAAGGUCUAUAUGAACCAACUAUUGAUGAAGCUAGCAAUUUAAAAAAUAGAGAUGCAGAUGCAACCAAUCCAAACAUAUAUCAUAGUAUUGAAAAAUUGGACCAUGUGUAUGAUGAAAUAAAACAGAAAGAUGUUGAUUUACAAUAUGACCAUCUAGAUUAUACGAGACCUGUAAGCACUUUGAAGCCCAAUUAUCAAAGAAUGGCUAGUCCAUUUGGAUCAAGGGAUUUAACCAAAGAUAAAAAGUCAGAGACUGAAGAUUAAUUUUGAAGUAUUUUUUGUAUUCGGCAAUAUUUAGAACAAAAUUAUGUAAUAAAUAAAUAUUUUGAUUUUUCUAGCAAUAUAGUAAACAGCUCAAAAGUUUGUUAUGUAUUAUAAAUCAAUGCUCUUUAUUUGUAUAGUUAAGGUUUUAUUUAUAAUUUCAACCAUAUUUUAAUAUAAUUUUACAUAUUGGAUAUACAUUUUAUAGAGGUAUGAAAACAAUUACUAAUCAUGUGGUUUUGUGCUAAUAAGGUAUAAUUUUAUAUAUGUACUACUUUACAAUCUAUUCACAUUUUUUGUAUUAUGUAAAUUAUAUUUAAUUCAAUAAUAAUCAUUUAGAAAACAAUGUCGGUGAACAUGUUUUAUUAUAAUAGUGGAGAAAAUUAAGAGCCGAUUUUUCUAAUUGUCAUGUAAAUUUAUCAGCAGGUGAAAAAACAGAAAAACUGCCCCUAUUUAUAAAUUGCUCAUAUCGAAUAGGUACCUAAAUGAUAAUUCAAAAUAAAUAGCUUUAAAUACAAAU